ACACUUACAUAAGAAUUUGGAUCUCUUACCUCAGACUUAUCCGAUUCAUCCAGAAAAUUGCACUUCGUCUGGUCACCGAGUUAUUCUUAGACAUAACUGAAAUAAUAGACUUUAACUAAGUUUCAGGUAUUUGUUGAAACGGACAAAUGUAGAUAAAGGUGACAUUUACAAUGAAAUUUGAUUUAUUUUCCUUGAUCCAAUUCCAAUUACCACAAUAAACGCGAUGGUUAAACAAUCGAUACAUAUUUUCCAGAUAAUCUUCACCGACGAUUAUCUUGAAAGUUUUUCCUUGUUAGGGUUUCCUUACCAUUUUCCUUUCUGAUUUUUUUCCUUAUUCCAUGGAACACGCAUAUGUGAGGAAGUCUAUAUCAGCAUACUGAUAAUGCAGGUACGGUGCGGAUUGGCUGAAACACAUCAAAAUAAAACCGCUAUCAACUUUUAUUGCAUUGAACUGUCACACAAAUUAUCAUUUAGACGAUUAGACUGUGCGUUUUCAGUUGUAAUUGUGUGGCAAUCUGUAACACCUAAGGUUAUCGGAAAAUCAUUAAAAUAUCAUCCCUUCCACAGCUCAAUAGGCCUACUGUUUGAAACUAUAAAGAUGGAAUUCUACAUGGCUUAGUGUCAUUACAGAAGUUAGACAUUGUAGGCUACACAUUGUGUUAUCUACGAGUUGUGAACUGCAUUCUGUACAGUGUCGUAGUUAGACAUUUUAGGAUACACAAAUCGUGUUAUCUAAAGUUGUGAACUGCAUUCUGUACAACAACAUUACAGUUUUUAGACAUUGUAGGAUACAAUUGUGUUAUCUAAAAUUUGUGAACUGCUCUUCGUGAUCUGCAGACCGUGUGGAGAGUUAUACAUCGCAGCACAACACUACAGAUAGUUGGAGAUUGUUAGUUACAUAGUAGCAGUACUUCAUAAGCACUCUGUAAGCUUCUACAAAGGUAUUGUAGUCUCUACUCAACAAGCAACUUUUUCCAGAAUCAGCAUCAACUUCUGCAAGACUCUGUAAGCUACCAGUAUAGUUGCUAUUCAACUAGCAACUUUCAAGAACUAUCAACUUCUGGAACGCUCUGUAAGCUGCUAGACAAGUAUAUAGUUUUUAUUCAAGUAGCAAGCAACUUUUUAUCAGCACCAUGGUUACUCAGAUCAGUUGCCUACUAGCAGUUGUGCUGUUCGGCCUAGUGAGUGUUGAAGCGGUGAAACUCUCGAUAGUGAACCGAUGCGGCUACACAGUGUGGCCAGGAGCGAUCCCCGGUGGCGGAGUCCGUCUGGAUCCGGGCCAGUCGUGGAACCUGGACAUCCCGGCCGGCACGCAGGCGACCCGCUUCUGGGCCCGCACCGGUUGCAACUUCGACGGCAGCGGACGCGGGAGCUGUGUCACUGGAGACUGCGGCAACAUGAAGAACUGUCAAGUAUCGGGCGCCCCGCCCACAACACUCGCUGAGAUCACGUUCGGUCGAAACGGCGUGGGUGAUUCUCUCGACUAUCUCGAUAUCUCGUUGGUCGACGGGUUCAACGUGCCAAUGAGCAUCCAACCGACCAACAACCAGAACCGUUGCCAGCCUGGGGGACGCGGACCCACCUGUGCGGCCAACAUCAACGCCCAGUGUCCCCAGGAGCUGAGGGUGCCCCAGGGCUGUGACAGCGCCUGCACAAAGUUCGGCGGAGACUUGUACUGUUGUCGGGGUCAGUACACCGACAACUGCCCACCCACCAAGUACUCGCGCUUCUUCAAGCAACAGUGUCCCGAUGCCUACAGCUACGCCAAGGACGACCAAACCAGUACCUUCACCUGUCCCGCUGGAACCAACUACGACGUUGUUAUGUGUCCCUAAAUCGAUAUAAUAUACCGAUCAGGACAAUUAAUAUAAUACUAAUCAGGAACAAUCACAAAAUGGAAUCGAGGAAGGUGAAUUGAAAAAGUGAUCUCUUCUGAGUGUGUUGAAUUUUGGUUGUGUUGCUUGUUAAAGUGAGGUCCACGUUAUAAUGACAGUGUUUGGUUAGCAAUGGUACUGCUAUCCUUGCCUAUCAUUCAACAAAGUGGAUAGCGCUUAUCUCUUUCUCGUUUUGCUCUGUUGCCAGAUCGUCUUUUAACAAUAUUGAAUUAAUAAUCAAUAAACAAAAUAUUCAUCUUAAUUAUGAAAAUUCAUUGUGAAAUUAUUGAAAAUAUAGUUUUAUAGUUUCUUGCUUAAUAAAUUAUAAUUGAUUAUUUUAAACGAGAAUGAACCGUUGAUAUUACAUCAAUAAACCUGUAUCAGCUACCGUCUGUAGAAGGCAUUGACAAGGUUCGGCAACGUUGCUCUGCUAUCUUUCUCCACUGCUAUUAUAACGUGGACCUCACUAGUGUCUUACCCUCUUCUUUCUUCCUUCAAAUUUUAUUUGAGAUUAAGAUACCUAAUUUCAUCCACUAAAAUAUGCAAUCAAUAUGAUAUUAUAGAAAAAGAAUAUAUCCCAUAGUAUAGGGUGUUUAUUUUCCAAUUUUCACUGUUAACUCAAGCCGAUAGUCCACGUAGUUAUUUUUCGUGAAGCUAUGUGACGCCGUUAGUCUCUCAUACUGUGCCGUUAUUGCACUCUCACCCGGCCAAAACAAUUAUAGACAGUAGCCGAUAGUAAACGGCUUGAGUUAACAAGAAAUUGGUUUGAAAUCUGUUACAACCUAACAUGGAUAUCUAUAACAUGGAUUUAUAUACCAUGGUUAUCUAUAAAACGACCUAUACCAUGGAUAUCUACUUAUGCUAUAUUUUAUCUGUGAUAAUACUGAUCAGGAUAGUAACAUAAAAUCAGGAUCAGUUAGGAAAUGGAAUCGAGGAAGGUGAAUUGAAAAAGUGAUCUACUUUGAUUGUGUUGAAUUGUUUGUGUUGAAUUUUAGCUUACCCCCUCCUUUCUUCCUUCAAAAUUCAUUUGAGCUUAAGAUCGUUCUAUCCACUAAAAUAUGCAUUCACUAUGAUAUUCAGUCCUAUUAUAGAAUUAUUGUAUUGCUUGCGUUGAAUGUUAGCUUACCCUCUACUUUCUUUUAAAUUUAUUUGGGAUUGAGAUCCCUUAAAAUAUGCAUUCAAUAUUGAAUUAUUUUGCGUUUUGCAAUAAAAUUUCAUUUCCAAUAUAAGAUACAGUCCUAUUCCAAAAGUAUCUACAGAAUAACGAAAUGCAAAAAUUCAGAUUACCAUUAAUAGUAUUGAAAUUUGAUUGAAUUAUUUUGCGUUUUGCAAUAAAAUUUAAUUUCCUAUAUAAGAUACAGUCCUAUUCCAGGAGUAUCUACAAAAUAGCGAAAUGCAAAAAUUCAGAUUACCUUCAAUAGUAUUGAAAUUUAAUUGUUUAGCUUGAUUGCAAGAACAAAAUAAUCUUAUAUGAAUAGAAUCCUUGAUUUUAAUCUUGAAGAUUAUUGAACCUAAUUUGUAUAGCUUAACGGCAAUCUUCAAAUACGUAUUCAGUAUUUUUAAUUUUAAAUUGUGGCUAUAUUGAAUUAAAAACUAUGCCUAUAUUAAGUAUUGAAUCAAAUAUAUUUUAAUUUCUUAUCUCAUUCAAUAUCUUGUAUUGCUUUACUCAGAAUAAAUGUCUAAAAAAUUAAAAGGAAUCAUUCGUUUUUACAUCCAUUACAAAUAUUUCUUGACAGGAUAUAACAUGUAAUUGGUGAAAUCAUGUUGAGAUUUAUCUGAAUCAGAUCAAGAAUUAUUAUUUACAAUCAAAAUAUUUACUACUCCAAUUUGGAAACAUCAGCAGUGGAUAAAUAUGCUUAGGAUAAGCAUAGGAUAAUAUGCUAUCUUUUCUCAAGCAUUAUAAGAGUAAAAUCAUUAUACCACAUCUUAUUAAUGCGUCUACAUCUUGUAAACAUUGUGUCCACAUUUCAAGUAAUUGAUAAAAAAUAACAAUUAGAACUUCUCUGUAUAAUCCACUACGAUACUUAUUUUUCAAAGUAGGUACUAUGACUGAAAAACUAAUUUGAAGUCCGAAUACUGUAAAAAAAUUAAUUGGAAAAGCCUAUAUAAUUAAUUUGAAUGGGUAGACUAUUUUUUGACAAUUAAUAAUUAAUUAGAUCAGCCACAAAAAAUAUAUCAUUUUAAAAGGUCAAAACAAUAUAAAAACGGCUCUAAUACUGUUUCCCAGAUAAACAAGUGAUGGAAUGUAAUUGCGUCAAAAAGAAACAUAAAAUUUGAGUAAUUAUUUUCUCUCUUGAUUGAUUAAUUUUUAUAAUUAAACAGAAUAAGACAUUCCAAAUUGGUGAUAAAAGUUAUUUUAUUUCCCAUAACAAAAUAUU
Messenger RNA from Nilaparvata lugens (brown planthopper), 4252 nucleotides. Its product is annotated as protein P21. Lineage: Eukaryota; Metazoa; Arthropoda; Insecta; Hemiptera; Delphacidae. Gene Ontology annotation, cellular component: extracellular region. The coding region runs from base 1134 to 1835 and encodes 233 amino acids. The transcript has a single exon. Gene Ontology annotation, biological process: defense response. The record is from RefSeq and is a predicted model, not a curated record.